This is a messenger RNA of Closterium sp. Naga37s-1, 5577 nucleotides long. The record is from the annotation of a GenBank genome assembly. Lineage: Eukaryota; Viridiplantae; Streptophyta; Zygnematophyceae; Desmidiales; Closteriaceae.
AUGUGCCGGUUCCUACACGCAACGACGGACGGUGGUGCUGCUCGCGGUAUGGCGGACAUCAAGAAUGAGGUCAGGUCAAGUCGUCGAAUCAACUCCACGGACAAGGAUUCUUCAGCCAGCUGGGACUCCCCUCUCCUCCAGCCGCUCAUUGCCGCGGGACUGGCAGCGGCAUUCCUGGCCUCCGCCCCCCGUGUUCUUGCGGAAGCCGCUGUUGCUGCCGCUGAUGGCGCAGCAGCUGGUUCCGCCGCAUCAGCAGCGGCGCAGGCGUGCGGGGAGCUGCUGGGCGGGGCGGACUUCAACACUGUGGUGGCCGUGACGUGCGCGCUCGAGUUCAUUGCGCUCACUGGCGCUGCCGUGGGAGGGUACAUGGCAUUGCAGCAGGGGGCGGAGAUGGAGCGCAUCAACAAGCAGUUGAGGCAGAUCAACAUGAGCCUCAAGAGGCAGGCCCGCUUGGACGCUCCCUCCCUCGCCUACUCCCCGCCUCCUCCUAGCGCCGCCUCGCCUGCAGCCGGCACCAGCCGCAUAGCAGGGACAGCAGCAGCUCCCGCUGCUGACGCACCUGCAGAAACAACCAGGGCAACGGCUGUUGGUGAAAUGGCUCGUGGUGGGAGUGAUGAGAGGGCAGAGCUGCUGCGCAUGCUGAAAGAGGGGAAGAAGCACCUGCGGGAUGGGCACCCAGGGUCGGCAUUUGUGGAGUUCCAUGUGGCUCUGAGCAAGGCAAAGGAGCUGGGAGAUGCGGUUGAAGAGAAGAAAGCUGCCAGAGGACUUGUGGCGAACAUUUACGACGACAACGCGUCGAACGCGUCGUUCGCAAACGACCUGCGGCGCUUCUCGUAUCGCGAGCUGCAGGCGGCCACGGGGCGGUUCCGGCGCGGCAACCUGCUGGGCGAGGGCAGCUUCGGCAAGGUGUACCGCGGCUCCGUGCCGGACUGGCUCGGCGAGCUGCCGCGUGGACAGAAGCGCAAAGUGGCGAUUAAAGUGCUCGAUGCUGAUAGCUUUCAGGGCUUCGGCGAGUGGAUGUCGGAGGUGCUGCUGCUGGGGAGGCUGAGCCACCCCAACCUGGUGCGCCUGCUGGGAUACAGCACGGACAGGGAGGAGGCCAUCCUCGUUUAUGAGCUCCUCAGUAACGGCAGCCUCGACGCCUGGCUUUUCUCAGACGACUCCAGCAGCAGUCGUGUGCGGCGGGUGCUGACAUGGGAGGAGCGCGUGCGCAUUGCACUGGAUGCGACCAUGGGGCUGGCGCACCUGCACGCGGAGAACAUUAUUCACCGCGACUUCAAGUCCUGCAACAUCCUCCUCGACCACAGCAUGCGGGCGAAGCUGACGGACUUUGGCAUGGCGACGGUGGGGCCGGAGGCGGGGCAGACGCACAUAUCCACGCGCGUGCUGGGCACCAUGGGGUACCUCGACCCCAAGUACCUCGAGACAGGCCACCUGACGCCCAAGAGUGACAUCUACGCGCUGGGGGUCGUCUACCUGGAACUCCUCACUGGCCGCCCGCCCUCAAGCGACGAAGACCAGGAUGCCAACGGGGAGGGCGGCUUGACAGCCUGGAUUCGGCCACACAUUUCAGUGCGCCGCCCGGAUCUAGACAUCAUCCUGGACCCGCGAUUAAAGGACCAGUUCUCCCGCGUUGCCGCGCAGAAGCUUCUGGUUCUGGCCAAGCACUGCAUCAGUGAGGACCCGGUGGCGCGGCCGCAGAUCCAGGACCUGGUGAAGUCGAUGCAACACAUCGUUGCCAUCGGGCACUCUCGAUCCGACUCCAGUGGGUCGACCAUGUCUGGUCACAGCAGAUCAGCCUCCCUUGUCUCCGCCACAUCCGGGGGACACAGCAGAUCCGCUUCUGUUUCUUCAGCUUCCGCUAAUGAGGCCGCGGUGAGCAGCGUUGCAGACAGGAACGGUGGUAGAGACGCUAGUGGCCGGCGGAGUGGGGAAGGGCGGAACUCGUGGCGCUCGUUGUCAUGCAGAGAUGCCGGGGGAGGAAGUGACAGAGGCGCAGAGAAUGGGAUUGAUGACGGGUCAUAUGUUAAUGCUGGCAAGGUGGUGUUUCAAGAUGCUGCUCCAAGGUGCUGCUCAGCUGAGCUCAACGCGGGGAAUCUCCGCGCAAUCCGCAUCGGGCCCUGCUACCGCCGUUGCUCGCGGCACUCCGACGCUGCCGUCCGCAGCUCCGCCAUGACCCACGCAGAUCCCGCUGCGCGCCAAGCGUCGAUCGCCGACGCAAGGAAUGACGUGGAUCAGGCGGCGGGCGGAGCGGAGUUGGGCCAGGCGGCAGGUGAUAGAGGCGGGGAGUGGGCGGCGGUGGGGCUGGGACUGGUGGAGGUGCAUCUGGCCGCCAACGAGAGCCCCGCGUCGCGCGAAAAGCGCAUUCGCGCGCUUUUUCAGACGUUCGACACCGAAAAUAGAGGCGCGCUGACGCGGAGGCAGAUAGAGAGGGGGUUGGCGCGCAUGGGCGUGCCGGUGGACUACAAGUUCUCUAAAGACCUACUCGCCGCCAUCGACCAGGUGCGCGCUCGCCGCCAUCCGCCAGGUGCGCGCUCGCCGCCAUCGACCAGGUGCGCGCUCGCCGCCAUCCGCCAGGUGCGCGCUCGCCGCCGUCCGCCAGGUGCGCGCUCGCCGCCGUCCGCCAGGUGCGCGCUCGCCGCCGUCCGCCAGGUGCGCGCUCGCCGCCGUCCGCCAGGUGCGCGCUCGCCGCCGUCCGCCAGGUGCGCGCUCGCCGCCGUCCGCCAGAACGGGGACGGCGUGUGUGACUAUAACGAGUUCCACCGGUACAUGGACAGCAAGGAGGUGCAGCUGUACCGCCUCUUCCAGCAGCUCGACACCGACUUCGAUGGCGCCAUCUCCCUGCAUGAGCUCGCUGCCGCGCUGCACCACGCUGCGGAGGAGGGCGAGGUACAGGCGUUAAUGAGUCGCAUGGAGCACAACCACGAUGCCCCAUGCCCAGACUGCUCCGCAUGCCCAUGCCUCUCCCCCCACACGCCAUGCACGGCAGGCAUACACCUACUGGAGGGCGAGUUACAGGCGUUCAUGGAGAAGAUGGAUCACAACCUCGAUGCCUCAUGCCCAUGCCUCUCCGCAUGCCCCUACCUCUCCGCAUGUCCAUACCUCUCCGCAUGCCCAUGCCCCAUGCCUCUCCCCCUCCCCCCCAUGCACGGCAAGCAUCCACCUGGCGGCGGGCGAGUUACAGGCGUUCAUGGAGAAGAUGGAUCACAACCACGAUGCCCUAUACCUCUCUCUCUCGCCCUCUCCCCAUGCGCAUACCUCCCCCCGCCCCACCUAACAGGCAUACACCUAGUGGAGGGCGAGCUACAGGCGUUCAUGGAGAAGAUGGAUCGCAACCACGAUGGCGUGCUGUCCUUCAACGAGUGGCGCGACUUCCUGCUGCUCUUCCCCCACCGCGCCACCUCCAUCGCCACCGCCUACCAGGUCCGUGCCUCUGUGCGUCUGUCCUCUGUGCGUCUGUCCUCUGUGCGUCUGUCCUCUGUGCGUCUGUCCUCUGUGCGUCUGUCCUCUGUGCGUCUGUCCUCUGUGCGUCUGUCCUCUGUGCGUCUGUCCUCUGUGCGUCUGUCCUCUGUGCGUCUGUCCUCUGUGCGUCUGUCCUCUGUGCGUCUGUCCUCUGUGCGUCUGUCCUCUGUGCGUCUGUCCUCUGUGCGUCUGUCCUCUGUGCGUCUGUCCUCUGUGCGUCUGUCCUCUGUGCGUCUGUCCUCUGUGCGUCUGUCCUCUGUGCGUCUGUCCUCCGUGCGCCUGCUGCUGCCACCACCCUGCCGCCACCCUGCCUUUCCCCGUGCUUUCCCCGUGCCCUCGCCGAACUCUCACCUCGUGGCCAUGCAUCGCUGUCCCUGCCGCUUCUGCCAAUGCCCUCCCCCUCUACUCUCCACCUUUCUGCGCCCCUCGCCCUUCACGUUUUCCUCCCCAACCUCCCCCCCCACUCCUUCCCUCCCCCCGCUUUUCCUGUCACAGUACUGGGAGCGAGUGCAGCAGGUGGACAUAGGCGAGCAGCCAGUCAUCCCCUCAGGCCUCUCUGCAUCACUCUCCACCGCUCCCGACGCCUCCGCCCUGGCGUGGCGCUACUUCCUGGCGGGCGGCGUGGCGGGUGCCGUGUCGCGCACGGCCACGGCGCCCCUGGACCGCCUCAAGGUGCUGCUGCAGUGCGCCAAGGCCGCCGCUGCUGCUGCUGCCAGCAGCGCCGCCCCAAGGGCUGUUGGCGCGAGUGGUGCAGCAGGGAGGGCUGUGCACGCAGCAGCAGGGGGGGCACAGGCAGGUGGCACCCGAGGGACAGUGGCAGCAGUGUCAACAGCAACAGGGGGAGCAACGGAGGGAGCAGCAAGGGCAGGCGCGGGAGGAAGGCUGUCCAGCGCCGCUGUUCCUGGUGCUGGCACCAGUGCCGCACCACGCCUACCAACAACCUCACCACCACACCCACACCCACCACCGCAAUCAGCAGCAGCACCUCAAUCGCCCGUCCCCCCCUCCCACCACCCCCCACCCCCAUCCCGUGCCACUCCUCCUUCCCCUUCUGCCUCCUCCCCCGCCCCCCACCACCCCCGCCCACGCCAUUCGCGCUGGCAAUUCUCUCUCCUCCGCACCGCCUCCCCCUCGGCCCCGUCUUUCUCGCUCUCACCCUCUACACAAGCACCACCUCGCCUGCCGCCCAGCAUGCCGCUCUGGUGGCAGAACAUGCAGUCUGGCCGGCAGGCCGCAAUCGCCGGGCGGCAGCAGGUGGCGGGCGGGCGGCUGACGCUGUGGCGAGCGGUGCAGCAGGUGUACGGGGAGGGCGGCGUGGGGGCGUUCUUCAAGGGCAACGGCAUCAACGUCGUCAAGGUGGCGCCCGAGUCAGCCAUCAAGUUCUACGCCUACGAGCUCCUCAAACGCGCCAUCUCCCCCCCUGCUGCUGCUGGGGGUGCUGGUGCUGCUGAGAAGUCGGGGGAGACGGCGGUGACGCGGCUGGUGGCGGGGGGCAUGGCGGGCGCCGUGGCACAGACGGCCGUGUACCCACUCGACCUCGUCAAAACGCGCCUGCAGACCUACCACCUCACAUACGGCCGGAACCCGCCGCCCCUCGCCGCCCUGACGGCGGAGAUCCUGCAGAGGGAGGGGGCGGGCGCCAUGUUCCGCGGGCUGCUGCCGUCCAUCCUGGGCAUGAUCCCGUUCGCCGGCAUCGACCUGGCGGCGUAUGAGACGUUGCGAGACGCCUUCACCCCGUGGAUCGAACGCCGCCCUGAGGCGGCGCCGGUGCUACAGCUGGCGUGUGGAACGGUGUCAGCCACGGUGGCCGCCACCCUCGUCUUCCCCCUGCAGGUCAUCCGCACCCGGCUGCAAGCACACGUCAGCGCACCGCCCGCACCAAGCAGCGCAUUGGGUUUUGCAGCAGGAGCAGCAGCGCCAACAGCAGCAUUGUCAGCCAUGGGUGUGGCACGCAGGGGGCCAACAAUGGGGGAGGUGACACGGGAGCUGUGGCAGGAGGGCGGCGUGCAUGCCUUCUUCCGAGGUGUGGUGCCGAACCUGCUCAAGGUGGUGCCCGCUGCCAGCAUCACGUACGUCACGUAUGAGCACAUGAAGAAAGUGCUCGCACUUAAUUAG